Molecule: messenger RNA, 378 nt
Organism: Helobdella robusta
Lineage: Eukaryota; Metazoa; Annelida; Clitellata; Rhynchobdellida; Glossiphoniidae
Exons: 3
Coding region: 1-378 (125 amino acids)
Source: RefSeq, a predicted model, not a curated record
AUGGAUCUUCAUCGAUUAAAAUAUAAUCAGUCAGAAAAGUCAAAUAAAAAAGUUGAAUAUAACAAGAAGAACGAGAAUGAAAAUAGUUUUAGUUCGAAAAUCAGAGUUUUUUGUCACCUAAGCACUUGCAAACUUGAUCCAAAUGAUCAAACGAUCGAUGACUUGAAUAUAAAUUGUCAGUUGUCCGCCAUCGACAAACAUUGUGGUGAGGCCCCAAAAAAAUGGGCCAACAAUUAUUAUGCUCUCUUGAAAAACAUGACUUUCAAUUGUGAAGCGCAUGAAUCCACAGUUCACACAUUACACAGAUAUCAUGUGAUAGAUUUGGAUUUCUUCUGUAUUCGAACACAGUCACUGCAACAUCAUGGUCAGGCAUCAUAA